Torulaspora globosa is the source of this 564-nucleotide messenger RNA. RefSeq lists its product as uncharacterized. The coding region runs from base 1 to 564 and encodes 187 amino acids. The record is from RefSeq and is a predicted model, not a curated record. The transcript has a single exon. Lineage: Eukaryota; Fungi; Ascomycota; Saccharomycetes; Saccharomycetales; Saccharomycetaceae.
AUGGAUCCAUACAGUUUAAAGCGGGAUAAUCGGAAGAAGUUUCAGGACAAGCAGCGGUUGAAGCAUCGCCAUGCCACUCCCAGCGACAGGAAGUACCGGUCCCUCAAGUUUCAAGAGAAUCAAAACGAGAAGAAAGAGGCAGAGGAAAACGGAGAUGAAGGCGAAGAGGAAGUUCAGCCCCCCUCCAAUGAGUAUAGGUAUCAUGAGGACAUAAGUAUGACAUUCGAGCAUCCCGCCGAGCUGGAAAGAGAUCUCAAGGCCAGCAAGAAGAUUCGAGAAAUCUUGCGCUCCAAGAAGGAGCAGGAAGAGCCGCUAGCUGUGUCGAGUUCAACCAAAGAGACAGUAACGACCAAGAGUCUGCAUUCGAUGGCUGUUGACGACCUCAACGGCAUUUUGGGCGGGCAAACCACGUCGUCAAACCGCGGUUUUGACAAGCCAGUGAGACGAAUCAGCCCGACAGCGGACAAGAGUGCCUCCAAGGCCCCUGAAAAGACCAAAAGCGCAGCGUCAACGGUGCCUGAUGAACUGCAGUCGGCACAGGACUUCCUAGACGACCUUAUAUAG